AUGGAUCCAUCGGAUUUGACAAUUAAAAAUAAGUACGAGAAUACUGCACUCUGCUUUGCUGUUGCUUCUGGUAUUACAAAAAUUGCUGAGUUAAUGGUCGCAAAAAACGGUUAUUUGCCAAUGAUAAGAGGUAGCAAGGGAGUUACACCCCUACACAUGGCUGCUUUAUUAGGAUAUAGAGACAUGGUCUGGUAUCUUUCUUCAGUAACGGAUAGCCAAUCUCUUACUGAAGAGGAUUAUGUUGGGCUACUAAUUGCAACUAUUAGCUCUGAUUUAUAUGAUGUUGCUCUGCUUGAACACAAACCAGAACUAGCCAUUAAACGGGAUCCCAAUGGCGAGACAGCACUUCAUGUUCUAGCACGAAAGCCUUCAGCAUUUUCAGGCAAAAGCGAACUAGGAUUCUGGCAGAGAUGUGUAUACCGCUGUGUGAGUGCAAAACUGUGGAACAGGUCUGGUCGUACUAGCACCUUCAGACUUCUCAAUCGUGUUAUGAACCUAACAGGAAUCCAGGGAGUUAUUGAGAAAAAGUUUAAGCAAUCCCAAGCCCUGGAGUUGGUAGAGUGCUUGUGGAAACAGGUUCUCUUCUUAUUGGAUGACUCAGAAAUUGGGAAGUUACUCAGGAGCCCUUCACGACCAUUAUUCAUAGCUGCAGAAUUUGGAAACUUUCAGUUCAUUAGGGAGCUUAUUCUCCAAUAUCCUGAUCUCAUUUGGAAAGUUGAUGAGGAAAGUCGAAGCCUUUUUCAUAUUGCGGUUAUUCAUCGCCAAGAACAAAUCUUCAAACUUCUUUAUGACAUAGGAGCGCACAAAGAUUUGAUCACAUCCUAUAAGAGCACCAACAAUUGUAACAUGUUACACUUGGCUGCAAACUUGGCUCCUUCAAAUAGACUUAAAAUUGUCUCUGGUGCAGCACUUCAAAUGCAACGGGAGUUGCUGUGGUUUAAGGAAGUUGAGAAGAAUAUGCAGCCAUUAUACAAGGAAAUGAAAGACUCAGAAGGUAGAACACCCCAAAUGCUAUUUACUCAGGAACACAAGGGAUUAGUCAAGAAUGGGGAGAAAUGGAUGAAGGAUACAACUUCAUCCUGCAUGCUUGUUGCAACACUUAUUACUACAGUAAUGUUUGCUGCAAUUUUUACAGUACCAGGAGGCAACAACAAUAGUACAGGAACCCCUAUGUUCCUUGAGGACAAGUCAUUUAUAAUUUUCUGCAUAGCAGAUGCACUUGCUCUGUUCUCCUCUGUGACAUCUAUAUUGAUGUUCUUAUCUAUCCUCACCUCGCGUUAUGCUGAAGAAGAUUUCCUUGAGUCCUUGCCGAAGAGGCUGAUUAUUGGCCUAACAACUCUUUUCUUUUCUAUGGCAUCAAUGCUAAUGGCUUUUAGUGCUAGCAUUUUCAUCGUGGUUGGACAUCAACUGGCUUGGAUUAUUAUCCCGAUUGCUCUCACUGCUUGUGUUCCAGUUACGCUAUUUGCAUUCUUACAGUUUCCUUUGUUGGCUGAUGUUAUGCAUUCUACUUAUGGAUCAGGAAUAUUUUCCAUUGAAAGGAAGGAGACACUUUAUUAG
This is a messenger RNA of Fraxinus pennsylvanica, 1557 nucleotides long. Lineage: Eukaryota; Viridiplantae; Streptophyta; Magnoliopsida; Lamiales; Oleaceae. The record is from the annotation of a GenBank genome assembly.